Messenger RNA from Prunus mume (Japanese apricot), 511 nucleotides. Lineage: Eukaryota; Viridiplantae; Streptophyta; Magnoliopsida; Rosales; Rosaceae. The record is from RefSeq and is a predicted model, not a curated record.
ACAUGCAAAGCCAACAAACCAAACCCAAUAUAAAUUCUCCAAACAGAGAGUCAAAAUUACAACACAAAAGAGAGAAGAAAAAUGGCUAAGCUUAUCACCACCCUUUUCACCAUAGCUCUCCUCCUCAGCUUUCAACUCAGCCUUGCUGCUCGUCCAGACCCUGCUUUCACCAACAACGCCCUCAAAACCCAACAACAGGACAAAGAAGCAGAGGCCAUUGCUGUUGAGGAUGGUGGGGAGAUCAGCUGCGCAGGGUUAGAGAUGGAGGAGUGCCUCAUGAGAAGGACUCUUGCGGCUCAUGUGGAUUAUAUUUACACACAGAAGCACAAACCAUGAACUUCUCUGUAUCUCUGUUGAGUAACCAAUCAAUUAUGUCUAUUUUUUUUCUUUUCUAAUGGUGAAAGGCCAUGCAAUAAGACAUCUGUUGUUACAAAUACAUCAUGUUGGUGACAAUUAAUAAGACAAAAUAAUACGUUCUCUGUGUUAUUUUUGCCAUGGGGACUUCAGAUCA